This is a messenger RNA of Trifolium pratense (red clover), 1707 nucleotides long. RefSeq names its product geranylgeranyl pyrophosphate synthase, chloroplastic-like. Gene Ontology annotation, biological process: isoprenoid biosynthetic process. Gene Ontology annotation, molecular function: geranylgeranyl diphosphate synthase activity. The transcript has a single exon. The record is from RefSeq and is a predicted model, not a curated record. Bases 346 to 1461 code for a protein of 371 amino acids. NCBI's taxonomy places the organism in Eukaryota, Viridiplantae, Streptophyta, Magnoliopsida, Fabales, Fabaceae.
UAAAAAAACACCCUACUAAAAUCCCAUAAACCCUAUCUUGUCCAUUACACAUCACACUCACCUCAUUGGUGGAAACAUCUACUUAUCUCACCUUACCCACACUUUUGUUUCCACUUUCCAUUGCCACAUUCUCUUCAAUCUUCAUUUUCAUCUCACACAAAACACAAAUAAAAAAACUCACAUCACCACCAAGUACACUCCUUCUUAAAAAAACUACUAUCACCACUUUUUUCAAAUCAAAUCUCACUAUAAAUAAGAGAAUACACAAUAGAAUAAACAAAGGAUAAGAAAGAACUUAAAAAAACACCUCUUAGAAACAUAAUCAAAAACAUCAACAGAAACAACAUGAGUACCAUGAAUCUUAACACAUGUUUCAUGUUCAAUCAACUUACUAUUACUGCUUCAACAACCACAACCAGAUCCAGAUCCAGAUCCAGAAUCUCAUCUUUCUAUUUUACCAAAAUACCCAUUUCAAUUUCAACCAUUAAACCAAAAACCCAUAAUCAUAAUCACCAAUUUUCAGUCUCAUCUUUGCUCACAAAACAAGAAACAAUAGAAACUGAAGAAAAACCAGUUUUCAGUUUCAACACUUAUAUGAUUGAAAAAGCGACUAGGGUUAACAAAGCCCUAGACGACGCCGUUUCGUUACGCGAACCGUUAAAAGUUCACGAAGCUAUGCGAUACUCACUCCUCGCCGGCGGAAAACGUGUCCGGCCGGUUCUCUGUUUAGCCGCCUGCGAACUCGUCGGCGGAACCGAAUCCAUGGCGAUGCCAGCCGCUUGUGCUGUUGAAAUGAUUCACACCAUGUCGUUAAUCCACGACGAUCUUCCUUGUAUGGAUAACGACGAUCUCCGACGAGGUAAACCGACGAAUCACAAAGUAUUCGGUGAAGACGUGGCGGUUCUCGCCGGAGAUGCGUUACUCGCUUUCGCCUUUGAGCAUAUCGCGGUGUCGACGAAAGGAGUUUCUCCGGCGAGAAUUGUCCGUGCAAUCGGAGAAUUAGCGAAAUCGAUCGGCUCCGAAGGACUCGUAGCCGGUCAAGUUGUUGAUAUAAACUCAGAAGGUUUAUCAGAUGUUGGAUUAGAGAGACUUGAAUUCAUUCAUCUUCAUAAAACUGCUGCUUUGUUAGAAGGUGCUGUUGUUCUUGGUGCAAUUCUUGGUGGUGGUAGUGAUGAAGAUGUUGAAAAAUUGAGAAAAUUUGCUAGAUAUAUAGGUUUAUUGUUUCAGGUUGUUGAUGAUAUUCUUGAUGUUACAAAAUCUUCACAGGAAUUAGGUAAAACUGCUGGGAAAGAUUUGGUAGCUGAUAAAGUUACUUAUCCAAAGCUUUUGGGAAUUGAAAAAUCUAAAGAAUUUGCUGAGAAAUUGAACAGUGAUGCACAAGAUCAGCUUUCUGGGUUUGAUUCUAAUAAAUCUGCUCCUUUGAUUGCUUUGGCUAAUUACAUUGCUUAUAGGCAAAACUAAACUGGUUUAGUUUUUUGUAAUGUUGAAUUAAACAGUUUAGGGGUUUUAGAUUUAUGAAAUUGUUUUAUCUAUUGGGGAAUGUAUAAAAUAAUUGUCCCAUUCUUAAUUUCCCCUUUCUAUUUGCCUUUGUGUUCAUUUUUGUUAUAGUAUAUGAAUUUGUAAUUAAAAUAUUGUUGUAUUAUCCUUUGGUAAAAGUAUACUUGCCUAAUGAAACACGGACACGACACUGACAUAACCGAUUUUCUA